UUGAGAAUUCCAAGGACCUUUCAUUUUCAUGAGUAUGGACUGACCAUCGCCAUAACCAACACAACACGCCUUCUCUCUCUACCCCGACGGAAAGUUCCUUCUCCGUCGCGUCCCCGCUUCCUGCCUCGGCCGCGUGCCCUUCACGAAAUCCACCGUGCUUUCCCCCUAAGUUCAGUCACAGACGAUCAAUUCCUCAUCUCUUCCCAUCCGAAUUUCUCCAGGAAGUUUCUAGACAGACGCGCAGCUCCGGCCAGAGAUGAGCUUUCAGGAUCUGGAAGCCGGCCGGGGCCUGGUUUCCUCGAGGCGAGACCUCAUCAGUGGCAAACAGGACGCCACGCAGGCCGUGGCCUCCGGGAUUUUCCAGAUCAACACCGCCGUCAGCUCCUUCCACCGGCUGGUCAACACCCUCGGAACCCCCAAGGACACCGCGGAACUCCGCGAGAAGCUUCACAAAACAAGGCAGUAUAUUGGAGAGCUGGUGAAGGAUACUUCAGCAAGGCUCAAGGAAGCCAGUGAAACGGAUCAUCACUCUGGAAUCAGCCCUAGCAAGAAAAUUGCGGAUGCCAAACUCGCAAAAGAUUUUCAGGCAGUUCUCAGAGAAUUUCAGAAGGCUCAGCGGCUUGCAGCUGAGAGGGAAACAGCAUACACCCCGUUUGUUCCCCGUCCUACCAGUUACACAGAUAAUGAGCUUAAUGUAAGUUCAGAUAAAAGUCAGGAACAGCGUAUGCUUCUCGUUGAAUCCGGAAGUCAGGAGGUUGUGCAUUUGGAGAAUGAGAUUGCCUUCAAUGAGGCUAUUAUUGAGGAAAGAGAGGAGGGAAUUCGAGAAAUCCAGCAACAAAUUGGGGAGGUGAAUGAGAUCUUUAAGGAUCUCGCUGUGCUUGUUCAUGAACAAGGAGCAAUGAUCGAUGACAUUGGGUCUCAUGUUGAAAAUGCCCAUGCUGCCACUGGUCAGGGGAAAUCCGAGCUUGUGAAAGCUGCGAAAAUUCAAAGAUCAAAUUCAUCUCUGACUUGUUUGCUUUUGGUCAUCUUCGCGGUCGCACUUCUCAUCGUGGUUGUGGUUCUUGGAGCAUGAGAAGAUAAGGAUGUCUCGUUUCACUUAAUCCCCAGGGAAUGCUUGGGAAAAAGCGAUAGAAAGCUCUUCUAAUCUGUUCGAUAAUUUUCGUUCACAGGGCAUCCUAUAUACGUGGCUGAACGAGUAUGUGUGUAGUUCUGCUGUGGGUUGGCCUCACAAAUGUUAAAAUAACACAUAUUGCAUUCUUUCUUUUGGGUUUGGGUUCUCAUGGGACGGGUCUUUUGGAUGGGCUGGUGGUGGUGUUUAUUUGUUUGGACUCUGCUCAGCCGCUAGGGUGGUCUGCAGAAGUUCUGUAUCUGUUGAGAGACAAUGAAAUGAUCUGUUCUUCGAAGUUCUCAUUCAAAGUGGAUUCGCAAUA
Messenger RNA from Punica granatum (pomegranate), 1430 nucleotides. NCBI's taxonomy places the organism in Eukaryota, Viridiplantae, Streptophyta, Magnoliopsida, Myrtales, Lythraceae. The record is from RefSeq and is a predicted model, not a curated record.